UAACCGCGAAGAGGAACUGCGCACUGCGGCUUCCCCGGGAGUGAAAAUCAAGCAAAGGAUUUGGGGGAAAUCAAACGGAACCCUUUGCUGGCUCCUUACGCUCCUCUCACCCAUCCACUUCUUCUACCUCUUCCUCCUCCUCUCUCUCUCUGGUGUGUGAGCCAUGGGCCCCUCUCCGACCACCCUGUCCAAGCUCAAGCUGGGGAAGCUGCGUGUGGUGCGCCGGCGGCUGCUACAGCGCUACGAGCACCAGCCCUAUGUCUCGUGCCUGGCCGGCCUCUACGGCUGUCAAUGGAGACGCUACCAGAGGACCCGCGCCACACCGGGAGACUGCUGCUGCAGCAAGUUGGAGUGUGUCAGCUUUGCUCUCCUCGUCAUGACUUUCUGUCUCACGCUGGUCUUCCUCUACUUCUGGAGUGAAGCUCAGAAUGACUACAAUGAUUUUGACUGGUUUAACUUUGGGAACCUAGGAUUCUGGUUCCCCUGGUCUGUGGUGUUGCUGGUCAUUGCUUCCGCUUUCUUCAGCUACGUCACUCUGCUGCUGCUGUUGGCUGUGUGUCUGCUGUCAGAGGGACAGAAGCUGUACCUACACUGGGGCCACAAGAUUGGCAUCCUGGUGACUCUAGCCUUCUCCAUUGUGGCCACAGCAGUUCUGUCUGACCUAUGGAGCAAAGAGUGGACCACUCUCCUCCUUUCUUUCCAGGUGACAGCGCCAUAUUUGCAUGUGGGAGGAGUCUUGUUGAUGACACUGCUAUCCUGGCCAAUAGCCUUACAUUUCUUCCGCAUCAAUAAGAAAGUAGGGCGGACGCUCAUCAUGGGGCUGUACCUGGCUGUUCUGUGUGCCCUCUACUUAGUGCCCCUGGGCAUGUACUCACCCUGCCUCAAAAAAGAGGGUGCUCUGGGCCCCGCUCCAGCCCUCAUCGGACACAGAGGGGCACCCAUGCUUGCUCCAGAGAACACUCUCAUGUCCUUUGAGAAGGCAGUGGAGGCUGGUGGGGAAGGUCUGGAGACUGACGUCACCAUCAGCUACGACGGGGUGCCCUUCCUGAUGCACGACCGCACCCUGAGGAGGACUACCAACGUGCAGAAGGUGUUCCCCAACCGGACGGAUGCCCCUGCGGCCAUGUUCACCUGGGGAGAGCUGGAGACCCUCAACGCCGGGGACUGGUUCCUCUAUCGAGACCCUUUCGGCACGGCCUGGUCUCUGGGCGCCGAGGACCGGGCGCAGGCACAGAACCAGUCUGUGUGCACCCUCAGGGACUUCCUGGAACUGGCAGCCCAGAGGGGCAAACAGGUGAUCUUUGACCUCUACCGCCCCCCUCGGGGCCACCCCUACAGGGACACCUGGAUCACACACACCCUCGAGGUCAUCCAGAACGAGUCCUCCAUCCACUCACACCAGGUGCUGUGGCUGCCCCCAGACCUGCGGAGCCUGGUCCAGAAGAUGGACCCUGACCUCCAGCAGACCUCUGGGUCCUGGAGUCCAGUGGAGGAGCUGCAGCAGAACCACAUUGUCCAACUCAACCUGCACUACAGCUCCAUGUCUACAGAGAUGAUCAGUGAGUAUGCGGCGGCUAACAUCAGCACCAACCUCUAUGUGAUCAGCCAGCCGUGGCUCUACUCUCUGGCCUGGUGCUCCGGGGCUCAGUCUGUCACCACCAAUUCCCCACAGCUCCUCUACAAACUCACCAGACCCCUUUUCCUCAUGACUCCAGAUGAGUACAAUCUGAUGUGGGUCCUCACCGAUGUGGUGUCCUUCAUCCUCAUCCUCAUCAUCUUCAUCUUCCACUGGUGGCGAGAACGAGGCUUGGCUUUCUAUUCGAGCAGCAAACCCACACUAGAACACGGCACCUACAGCAAGUUCAGGACAGAGAUGAGUGAUGUGUGGUCCGUCUCCAGUGUCAACAUCCUGGGAGAGCCUGCUGGAAGCCCUCUAGCCACUGAGCCUAACCUGGCGACCGUUUGAGCACUGAGAACCAACCAGUCUCCUCUGUGAGGCCCAGUUCAAACAAACCAUUCCUCCCCCUCACUCUCACAACACCCCUGGGCCUGACCUGGCAUCUCACCAGGACCCAACAUGGUAACCCGGAGUUCAACCUGUCAACCCCUGUAACUUUUAGUGAGAAUUAGAAAUAGUUCAUUGAUGUGAGGCCUAUCUGAGCUAUAAGUGGCGCUGAUGUUGUGUCACUUGCAGAAAGGAUUUCAUUGCAUAGAAAUGAAUCCGUAAAUCCCAGAUUAAAGCCCACACAGCCUCAAGGACCAUAACCAACUCUUCACACUACAGACACCCUCUGAUGCUGGGAAGAGAUGACUACACUAUUGAACCAGGCCCAUGGAAAUGGAUUACUCACUGCAUUAAUAUCAGAAAAAAAAGAAACCUUCCGCUGUAGAUAUUCUCAAUUUAUUUUGCCCUCCAUGGGUUCCUUUCCAUUUCAGCAGCCACUGCAGUGUCGAGUUACGUGAAUUACAAACACUUUACCAUUUCAGAAGCCACUGCAGUGUCGAGUUACGUGAAUUACAAACACUUUACCAUUUCAGCAGCCACUGCAGUGUCGAGUUACAUCAAUUACAAACACUUUACCAUUUCAGCAGCCACUGCAGUGUCGAGUUACAUCAAUUACAAACACUUUACCAUUUCAGAAGCAGCCACUGCAGUGUCGAGUUACAUCAAUUACAAACACUUUACCAUUUCAGCAGCCACUGCAGUGUCGAGUUACAUCAAUUACAAACACUUUACCAUUUCAGAAGCCACUGCAGUGUCGAGUUACAUCAAUUACAAACACUUUACCAUUUCAGCAGCCACUGCAGUGUCGAGUUACGUCAAUUACAAACAUUUUACCAUUUCAGAAGCCACUGCAGUGUCGAGUUACAUCAAUUACAAACACUUUACCAUUUCAGAAGCCACUGCAGUGUCGAGUUACGUCAAUUACAAACACUUUACCAUUUCAGAAGCCACUGCAGUGUCGAGUUACAUCAAUUACAAACACUUUACCAUUUCCUUACUGUGAGAGAGUAGUGGUCGAUAAGAUGUGUGUGUAUAUGAAGUAGUCACAAAAGUGCAAACUCCGCCCAUCUGGAAUCUGGCACUCCAAUCAAAUGGGCAAAGUAUUGCAAAGGCAAAUGAAUACUAUUAGAACCCAGGUUUGAAUAUGACACGAUGAUUCUGUUUAUUUCUGGAGAUAAAUGAAUGUUUUUGAUUGUAGUCUACGUUUAUAAGCACUAGGCGGGGUAAUGAGGUGACACCCAGAGAACCUUGCAGCAUACUGUAUAAUCACUGCAACAACAUAACAGUGACCUAGUGAGAACAAUUAGACUGUGUAUUUCCAUGGUCCAUAUUGAGUUCAUUGUUUUUAACAAAUUUGUUUAGUCUUUUCAACACAAAUGAAAAUCCUUCUGGCAAGGAUUAAAAAAACAAAUGUUAUACAAUGUUUAGUCCUUUUGGCCAGAUUAUAGUAGAACUCUUACAUCUCCCUUCACUUGAUUCUGCCUCAGCUUUACUGAGCCAAAUCAAUGUGAAUAAUGCCAACUUCAGCUCUGGUAGCUGAGAGAAUGUUUUUUCUAAUAAUUACUAUUGAACCUGUUAAGAUUCCUUUAUGACUGACGACAUAUUGAUGAGUAACUCCUCACAAAGCUACGGUGGUCCGAAAGGACAAGGUAGCUUCUAAAAGCCACCGUACGAAGCCUUAGGAAUACCUACAAAAGAAAAGUAUGUUCUGCCAAAGAAUCACAGUAUAGAUACAGUACAAUUCUGAUUUGUCAUCUACGUACGACACCUGUAGUGUCUCUUGGUUGUAAGAUCGUCUUCGUUCUACUUCUAUCUGAUUUAGACAUUUAAGAGCUGUAUGUUGUUUUAGUUACUCUUCCGAUUGUAACAGGAUGACAUAUCAUAUUAAAAGACCAUUUUCAAACAUG
Molecule: messenger RNA, 3912 nt
Organism: Oncorhynchus nerka (sockeye salmon)
Lineage: Eukaryota; Metazoa; Chordata; Actinopteri; Salmoniformes; Salmonidae
Product: glycerophosphodiester phosphodiesterase domain-containing protein 5-like
Exons: 16
Coding region: 164-1966 (600 amino acids)
Biological process (GO): lipid metabolic process
Cellular component (GO): membrane
Molecular function (GO): glycerophosphodiester phosphodiesterase activity
Source: RefSeq, a predicted model, not a curated record